AAGAGCAAACCCGUCGUGAGGAAUCUUGUCUAACUACAUACCGUAAGUGCAACCUUGCCCCGGAAACCUAGUUUCUGUUUUAAUACAGGAGAGCAAACUUGUUUUUAAACGUUUGAUUUUCAUAAAACGAGUUCCAUUUUUCCGAGCACGUAUUUGUCGCUUUGCGUUCUGCUUUCUUUGCAUUUGCGCUCUGCGAUCAUUUCUUGUCUUUUUUUGCCGGUUGCCGAGAAAUGCUUUAUAAACAAAAUUGAAAUUAAGAAAGUUUAUUUUGACUUAUCUUUAUAUAAUUUUUAUGCGGUUAGGUUUGUACCCCAUCGACUCUACUCAAGCUUAUGUUAAGUGAUUUUGACCCAGACGAAUUUUUUCGGUAACCCAAAAAAAACAUUUGGGAUCGGGUUGCUGCCUAACUUCAUGAAAACUAGAACGAUAUGUUCUUAGAUGAAAAGACGUCAAUAAAACGUAAUAUUUGCUAUGGAAACGAUGACAUCAUUUAAGCUGACGUUAUUUAAACAGAAGUUUUUUUUGCCUCAUAAAGUUUGAUUUUUUAUUUGACGUCAAUUACAACCUCUUCAACACAAAGUGAAAGAACGCGUGUCUUAUCAAAAAAAAAGAUGUGACAACAAAAAAGUUGUAUUUGUUACCAUGUUUAAACAUGCGUGACAAUGAUUUAAAGUUUAUUUUUUUGUUUUUUAUUUUAAUACUUUUUGCGAGGAGUUGUCAUACUUGGGGCGGGACAGAAUGUAGAGCACAUCUUUAUGAUCAACAUCACGGUGGAAUUAAUUGGGGAUGGCGUGUUGAUUGUGAACACAUGGGAAUGACCUCUGUUCCGACAUUUGCACAAGACAUCAAAUAUAUUCGAACGCUAAACCUGUCACACAAUCGAAUAUCAAGUUUGGGUGGAAACACGUUUACCAGUUUGUCGUCUCUUACUUACGUAGAUCUCCAUCACACGCAACUUCAAAUAAUCAAUGCUGAUACAUUCAAAAAUUUGCCUCGUUUGAGACACUUAGACCUCCACGAUAACAAAGAGUUAACGACUAUAGCGAAGAAUUCAUUUGCUUACUUGCCAAAUAUACAAGUGAUACAACUUCAUGACAGUGGGUUGACAUUUGUACCGGAAGAUAUUGUAAAUACUCGCCACCAUUCCUUAAAAGUACUGUCUCUUGGUAACAACAUGUUCCCAUGUGACUGCUCUAUCGGUUGGCUGUGGAAAGAUUACAAAGAUAUUUAUAAUAUCUUGCCACGAAAUUUGUCUGGUUUCCAUCACACAGCUAAUACGUUUAAAGAUCACGUGGGGUAUAUACAGGACAAGUUUCCACCGCUGACAUGCUACGAUCCUGUGAACCAACAAAAACAUACUUUUGAUGAUGUCGAUUUGUCAUUCUGCAAAGAUGGUUACACAGGAAAAUGGGUUUCGCCAUGGACGAGUUGGAUUGACUGUUCGUGUGACACCAAAACAAGAUAUCGCCACCGGGAAUGCAAAAAUGGUGAAGGCGUGUGCCCUGGACCAAACAAGAUGUAUGAAGUUUGCAGCCCUACCUCAUGUUCUAACGCGGGAGAUUGGGGCGAAUGGUCUGCAUGGAGUUUAGAGUGUUCUGCUGAAUGCAAUGGAGGUAUCGUCAAUCGCACACGACCGUGUAUUAGAGCUGAGAAGGUUAUAACACAAGAAUUGUGCGAGGGAGCAGAAGAAAAGGGUACAGAGACGAAAAGCUGUAAUUAUCAUCCGUGCGUGUAUGGAAUUUGGUCAGAAUGGUCGUCAUGGUUACGAUGCUCCAGCAAAUGCAGAAAUGGUGUUACCUCUAGAAUACGAACAUGCUUGACAUCUGCUCCAAGCAAAGGGGGAGUCCGAUGCAUUGGACACAACCGUGAACGGAGAAAUUGUACAGUUACUUGCUCCGAACACUUUAAAAAGACACUCAUUGAUCCCUUCGCAGAGCACAAAGAGCAAUACAACAAUAUUAUAAGAACUGCUCGUACAUGGUCACAAGUAUUGUGGACUUGUAUACUAAUCCAACUUUUUCUCAUGAUAAUAGCAGUGGGUUCUAUAUGUUUGCUGUACAGGAAUGAAAUGAGGACCAAAAAUAUUAUGGACACUUGGGACGACAUACCUGAUAUUAUAAUAUCGUCCACAUCCAAUUCAACACCCCCAAUAACAGAUUCACCAGAGUCUGAUAGUGUCAAUCACCUAAAUAUCGAAUAUUGGAUAGAUAUAGCGAAUGAAUGUUACAUGACGCAAAAGGAUGACAGGAACCAAUAUGGUAUGGAGUCAGUGGAAUAUUCAACAGUUCAGUUAGAACAUGAUAAACCAGAUUGCGUCGUGGAUGUCCAGCCAGUGUAUGAAGAAAUACCUGAGGAUGUUAGUUCCUAUUGUGGUAUAGGCGAGCAGGAUAAAGGUUUAGAAAUCGAUCAGAAUCAAGCGCAUCUGCAAGAAGAAUCUUUGGAAGACGAAGACACUUUAGAAAGUCCUCCAUCAAAUUCCCAUGUAAUAAUUUUACCAAAUAUAUUACAAGACGGAAAAAUGUACAGCUACGAAGAACAAGAACAAGAAGAUUGUAUGAAAAGAGAGAGUCUACAUCGGAAUUCACAACACUUCCUUCAACAGUCGGAAAAACAGGAAAACCAAUUCAUUGUAGACAGUGAUGCACAUGCAAUAACGGAGAAAUGUUCCAGUGAACAGCUAUUGGAAACAAUGCUCCGAGAUGACCAUAUACCCACAGAUAUUGAAAACAAUCAGAAAAUGAUAAGAAAACAGCCGUCAAUUGAUUUUUUGAAAAGUAAGAAAGUAGAUGGCCAGCAGAAUCUUGGCGAAACCAUUGGCUAUGAGACGCACAGAACAGGAAAAAGUAUGCAUCAUAGUCCGCAAUACUCCCUGCAGCCACUGCGAACACCAGAAAGCCUCAACUAUGUAGACAGUGAUGAAAAGCAUGGAGAAGGAGAACGCAUGUACCGUAGUCCACAGCACUUCCAGCAGCCACCGCAAAAACAGGAAAGUACACCCAUCCUGGACAGCGACAAACGUGCGAUAACGGAGAAGGAUUUAAAUAAACACCCAUCUAAAUCGAUGUUCCAAGAUGACCAUAUGCGCAUCAACACCGAAAACACAGAGAAAAUGUCAAAAGAUCGGCCAACAAUCGGUACUUCUGCAUGUGAUAAAGUAAAUUACCAACAAAAUCUUGACGAAGACAUUCGCUAUGAAAAGCAUGGAGAAGGAGAAUCCAUGUACCGUAGUCCACAGCACUUCCAACAGCCGCCGCAAAAACAGGAAAGUACACCCAUCCUGGACAGCGGCAAACCUGUGAUAACGAAGAAGGAUUUAAAUAAACACCCAUUUAAAUCGAUGUUCCAAGAUGACCAUAUGCGCAUCAAUACCGAAAACACAGAGAAAAUGUCAAAAGAUCGGCCAACAAUCGAUACCUCUGCAGGUGAUAAAGUAAAUUACGAACAAAAUCUUGACAAAGACAUUCGCUAUGAAAAGCAUGGAGAAGGAGAAUCCAUGUACCGUAGUCCACAACACUUCCAACAGUCGCCGCAAAAACAGGGAAGUACACCCAUCUUGGACAGCGACAAGCGUGCCAUAACGGAGAAGGAUUUAAAUAACCACCUAUAUAAGACGAUGCUCCUUGGUAACCAUAUGCGCACAGAUAUGAAAAACACACAAAACCUGUCGAAAGAUCAGCCAACAAUCAAUACUUCUGCAGUUGAUAUCGUAAAUUACCAACAAAAUCUUGGAGAACGUACUCAUUAUGAAAAGUAUGGAGAAAAUGAACGCGUGUACCAUAGUCCAGAACACUUCCAGCAGCCACCACUUAAACAGGGAAGUACAACAAUCGUGGAUAGUGACGGACGUGCGAUAACAGAAAAGGAUUUGAAUAAACACCCAUUUAAUGUGAUGCUCCAUGAUGAAGAUAAAGAAUGGAUACAUGUUGUCAGUGAAAAAUUGAAAGGUAAACUCGCGCAAAACGAAAGCACAGAGAGUUUCUUAGACCAAUUGAGCAACACUGGAACGUUAUUGGGAAGCAACCAUAGUUCCGGACGUGCGAUAACUGAGAAGGAUUUAAAUAAACACCUAUCUAAGUCGAUGCUCCGGGAUGACCAUAUGCGCACAAAUAUUGAAAACACAGAGGCAAUGAUAAGAAAAUGGCCGUCAAUUGAUUCUUCGAGGAGUGAGAAAGUAGAUCGCCAACAAGAUAUUGGCGAAUGUACUGACUCUGAAAAGCAUGGAGAAGGAGAACGCAUGUACCAUAGUCCACCACACUUACAACAGCUGCCACAAAAACAGAAAAGUACAACCAUCGUGGACAGUGAUGCACGUGCAAUAACUGAGAAGGAUUUAAAUAAACAGCCACUGAAGCCGAUGCUCCAAGAUAAAGAUGAAGAAUGGAUGCAUAUCCCCAGUAAAAGAUUUGAAGGUAAACUAGCACAAAACGAAAGCGCAGAGAGCUCCUUGGACCAAUCGAGCAGCACUGAAACGUUGUUGGGAAGCAACCAUAGUAAUGACUUGCUGUACGCAGACGUAAAACAUUUGAAAGUUCUUGUGAUGGGAAUAUCUCCUGAAAAAAGGAUUGGGUUGGUGCAGACAAAUAGAGAAAAAAUGAAAUGCGACUGCCAAUCAAAGAAUACAGCAUAUAUAAAUGAUGAAAAAGGAACAGAUUUAAAACUGCUAGACAGGUAUAUACUAAAGAGAAAUAACACGCAAGAAAACAUAAGAGAUCGGCAACCACAUAACUUUUCUCUAACUGAAACAGGAGAUGACCAACAAAAGUUCCAUGGUAGAUUUAGCUAUGAAAGAAAUCAAGAAAAAGAAGUCAUGCACUGCCAGAGGUUUACGCAGUAUCAAACGCCGCCACAAAUAGACAGUAGUUUCACCAUGAAGAACAUUGGUAGAUGUGUAACAAAUGAGAAAAGUUUAACCAACAGAUCUAAUGCAUCAGAGUUUAGAGAGGAACAUAAAUGUGCAGGUUUUGCCAAAAAUCAAACUGUGAUACAAAAACAGCAUCCAUAUAAUUCGUCUGUGAGUCACAAAGUGGAAUGCCAAGAGAUGAGUGGGGAAAACAAGCAACAUCAUUGUUCACAAAAAGUCCCAAAACUGCCACAAAUAGGGGAAGAUUUAGCAAUCGUGGACAAUGAUGUGUGUGCCGCAACUAAGAAGGAUUGUACCAACAGGCCUUGCAAAGCACAGUUCAGAGAUGAGUAUGUUUCUAACGAUACUAAAAACACAGAUAGAUUUACACAGUUAACUGAUUCUUCUAUGAAUCAAAGAGCAAUUGACGAACAAAAUUUCAGUAAAGUUAAUACCAUGGAUAGAUAUAGAGAAAAAGAAAGCAAGGAGCAUCAGAGUUCACAAUACUUCCCGAAGCCACAACAAAUAGAGGAAGACCCAACCAUCGGCGACAAUGAUGUAUGUGCAACAAAUAAAAAAGAUUUUACCACCAGGUCUUGCAACGCACAGUUCGUAGAUAAGUAUGUUUCUAACGAUACUGAAAAUACAGAGAGAUAUAUACAAGGGCAGCCGUCAACUGGUUCUUCUAUGAAUCAGAGAGUAGAUGGUCAACAAAGUAUCGGUGGAAAUAAUACCUUGGAAUUAUAUAAAGAAGUGGAAAGCACCCAGCAUCAGAGUUCACAACGCUUCCCAAGGUCGCCACAAAUAGAGGAAGAUCCAACCAUCGUGGACAAUGAUGUGUGUGCAACAACUGAAGGAGAAUUUACCAACAGGUUUGAUCAGACAAAUUUCGGAGAUGAGCAUGUUUUUAAGGAUUCUGGAAACUCACACAGAAUCCUACAAGAACAAGCACCAACUGAUUCUUCUGUAAACCAAAAAGUAGAUAACCAACUAAAUGUCAUUGGAGAUAAUACCCUGAAUAUAUAUGGAGAAAUGGAAGGUACACAGUAUCAGAAUCCACAAAGCGUCCCAAAGCCGCCACAAACAGAGGAAGAUUCAACCAUCGUGGACAAUGAUGCGUGUGCAACAACUGAAAGACAUUGUAACAACAGGUCUUGCAAAACACUGUUUAGAGAUAAGUAUGUUUCUAACGAUACUGAAAACACAGAUGGAUUUAUACAAAAACAGCCAUUAACUGAUUCUUUGGUAAAUCAAAGAGUAAUUGACGAACAAAAUUUUAGUAAAGUUAAUACCAUGGAUAGAUAUAGAGAAAAAGAAAGCACGGAGCAUCAGAGUUCACAAUACUUCCCAAAGCCGCCACAAAUAGAGGAAGACCCAACCAUCGGGGACAAUGAUGUAUGUGCAACAAAUGAGAAAGAUUUUACCACCGGGUCUUGCAACGCACAGUUCGUAGAUGAGUAUGUUUCUAACGAUACUGAAAAUACAGGGAAAUGUAUGCAAGGGGAGCCGUCAACUUGUUCUUCUAUGAAUCAGAGAGUAGAUGAUCAACAAAGUAUCGGUGGAAAUAAUACCUUGGAAUUAUAUGAAGAAGUGGAAAGCACCCAGCAUCAGAGUUCACAACGCUUCCCAAGGUCGCCACAAAUAGAGGAAGAUCCAACUAUCGGGGACAAUGAUGUAUGUGCAACAAAUAAAAAAGAUUUUACCACCGGGUCUUGCAACGCACAGUUCGUAGAUGAGUAUGUUUCUAACGAUACUGAAAAUACAGAGAGAUAUAUACAAGGGCAGCCGUCAACUGGUUCUUCUAUGAAUCAGAGAGUAGAUGGUCAACAAAGUAUCGGUGGAAAUACUACCUUGGAAUUAUAUGAAGAAGUGGAAAGCACCCAGCAUCAGAGUUCACAACGCUUCCCAAGGUCGCCACAAAUAGAGGAAGAUACAACCAUCGUGGACAAUGGUGUGUGUGCAACAACUGAAGGAGAAUUUACCAGCAGGUUUGAUCAGACAAAUUUCGGAGAUGAGCAUAUUUUUAAGGAUUCUGGAAACUCACACAGAAUCCUACAAGAACAAGUACCAACUGAUUCUUCUGUAAACCAAAAAGUAGAUAACCAACUAAAUAUCAUUGGAGAUAAUACCCUGAAUAUAUAUGGAGAAAUGGAAAGUACACAGUAUCAGAGUCCACAAAGCUUCCCAAAGCCGCCACAAACAGAGGAAGAUUCAACCAUCGUGGACAAUGAUGCGUGUGCAACAACUGAAAGAAAUUGUAACAACAGGUCUUGCAAAACACUGUACAGAGAUAAGUAUGUUUCUAACGAUACUGAAAACACAGAUGGAUUUAUACAAAAACAGCAGUUAACUGAUUCUCCGGUAAAUCAAAGAGUAAUUGACGAACAAAAUUUCAGCAAAGUUAAUGCCAUGGAUAAAUAUAGAGAAAAAGAAAGCAAGGAGCAUCAGAGUUCACAAUACUUCCCAAAGCCGCCACAAAUAGAGGAAGACCCAACCAUCGGGGACAAUGAUGUAUGUGCAACAAAUGAGAAAGAUUUUACCACCGGGUCUUGCAACGUACAGUUCGUAGAUGAGUAUGUUUCUAAAGAUACUGAAAAUACAGGGAAAUGUAUGCAAGGGCAGCCACCAACUGGUUCUUCUAUGAAUCAGAGAGUAGAUGGUCAACAAAGUAUCGGUGGAAAUAAUACCUUGGAAUUAUAUAAAGAAGUGGAAAGCACCCAGCAUCAGAGUUCACAACGCUUCCCAAGGUCGCCACAAAUAGAGGAAGAUACAACCAUCGUGGACAAUGGUGUUUGUACGACAACUGAAAAAUAUCUAUGUGAGGAUGUAUAUAGGUAUACCGAAAGCUCAGAGAGAUUAUUGCAAGAACAGCUGCCAGUUGAUGCAGGUGAGAAAGUUGAUUGCAAGCAAGAUCUCCAGAAAAAUAAGAACUUUGGAAUUCACGAAAAAAGAGAAUGCACUCAGCAUCAAAGUUUACAAUACGAAAAAAUUGAAAACAUACAGGACCAAAGCUCACAAGGUUUUUCAAAGGCACGACAAAUAGAAGAAAGUUCAAUCACCGUGGAGUAUGGUGCAUGCUGUAUUUCUAAUGAUAAUGAAUUGCCUAUUGAUUCUGAUUAUGACAAACUUGAUUUGUCUGCGUGCAAUUCCAGUUGUCUAAUCGAUCAACUGAUUGGUUCGUCAACAAAUGCAUGCAUAGAAAAGUCAACCGAUUCAAAUCUGCUUGUUUCGGAAGCGCACAUGAAAGGAAGCUGGAAUUCGUUUCAUGGAGAAGAUGAUCAUGAUGCACAAGCAAGCCUUGAAAGUAUAAACAACCAGGACACGACCAUUUUUACUAAGGAAAAGAAGAAGAAGAAAAAGCGAUUUAAAAUGCUGUCAAAAGCUGUGAAAGCUACACAACGCACUUUCCAACGAGUAAGAAAAUCAGAUAAGUCAAAAGAUGAAAACAUAAAGGAAAAAAAUUCAUCUUCAAUCAGCAUGCUUUCUUGUGUUCAAAGUUCAACCGAAAUGGAAGAUAAGGGGGAUAAGAUAUAUAGGAGAACAUCAGAGGAAGCCUCGAGAUUGUUUCCAUCAGUUGGGUUGGAGAAAGAAGUUGAUAGUGCACUCAUAACUGGUCAGACAAAUUCCAAAAGAGAAGAGGAUUGCCUUAUAUCUCUUAAAGUGCUUCAAAACACGGUAAAACAAGUAGUUCCAUCUACUGCGCUGACCUCAGAUAAACGUAAAAAACUUGCUGAAUCCUCCUUGGUAAAUACAACGACGGUUUAUCAACCAAUCACGUUUGCUCCACUACCAGCAAAAUUGAGCACGGGGAAGAAUCAUGCAACAACAAAAGACGCGCAACUUUUUGUCGACAGUAACCAUAGACACAAACACAGCGACGUUCGUCAUCAAACGUCAGUCGGAAAAAUCGGUUCAUCUGCGUGCGAUGUUAUACAACAUACACGUCAAUCAAAGUCCGACAGUUCGUUUCUUUUCUGAUCGUCGGCGAGAGCAAAUUUCAAAAAAUCAGAAAUCCAGCAAAGAUUUAUUUUAUUUUUGUAUAUUAAAAAAGCUAAAAAAAAAUA
This is a messenger RNA of Hydractinia symbiolongicarpus, 8904 nucleotides long. RefSeq lists its product as uncharacterized. Gene Ontology annotation, cellular component: voltage-gated potassium channel complex. Gene Ontology annotation, molecular function: voltage-gated potassium channel activity; potassium channel activator activity; transmembrane transporter binding. The record is from RefSeq and is a predicted model, not a curated record. Bases 653 to 8818 code for a protein of 2721 amino acids. The transcript has 12 exons. Lineage: Eukaryota; Metazoa; Cnidaria; Hydrozoa; Anthoathecata; Hydractiniidae.